UCUCCGCCUCCAGCUCCCUCACCCUCGUCCGCAGCUUAAGCACCUCCUCCCUCACCGCCCCUAGCUCCCGACUAGCCUUCUCCCCCGUAGCAGAGAGCUCAAUCUUCUCCGCCUCCACGCGCCGUAGGUCCCUCCCCGCAACCCUCGCCGCAUCCUCAGCCCUGACGCGCCCAUUCGUCUCGCUCGUCAACUGGGCCUGCAGCGCCUUAACCUCCGCUUCCCGCUCCUCAGCCUGCUUCUUAAAACUCCCCACAUCGCCCCUGAGCUCCCUCUCCCUUGCCUCCAGCUUGCGCAACUCCCCCGUCCGCGCGGCCAGCUCGUCCUUGGUGGUCUUCAGGGCCGCGUUUUCGCUGCGCAGCGAUUUGAGCUCGGGCUGGGCCUUCUGCAGAACGUCGCGCAGGUCGGUGAGUUCCUUGUACCGCGUCGAUGCGAGUUUCUCCGCGGCGCCGAGGUCGCUUUGGAGGGUUGACAGCUUCGUCUUCAGCUCGUCGUGGUCGCUGGUCAUGGACUUGAGAUUCGCCUCCGCUUGUCCCGCCUUCUCUCGAUGCUCGAUCUGCGAGGAGAUGGAAGAUUCGAGGGCGUCGACUUUUUGCUGGAGGACCUUCUUCUCGGCUUCUAGCUCCUUGAUCUUCUGCUUGGCUUCGACAUGCUCGUGGCCAACUUGCAGGUAGUUCUCCUCCAGCUCAUCGAUCUUCUCGCGCAUGGUCUCGACAUUCUUCUGCUGCUUUUGGAGUUUCUCGAUUUGUACAUCUCGUGAGGCGACUUCGGCCUUUAGCUUCUCAACUUCGGCUUCCAGGUCGUUGGUGGGAGCAUCGGGAGUCGCGCUUUCGGUCGGUUUUUGAGGUGCUUCUGUGGCAGCGGCAGGGGUGUCCUUGCCAGCAUUGGCGCCCUUCUUCUUUUUCUUGUUGUUCUUCUUCUUGGCUCCAGCUGGAGCGGCACUCUCGGCUGCGGCGGGUGUGGUCGUGGGUGCUGCAGCAUUUUCGGGCUCAGCUUUGGCAGGAGCAACUUCGGCAUCCUCACCGUUCUUCUUUAGAGUAGCGACGAUACCCUCGAGGACCUUGAUUUUCUUCUUGUCACCAUCCUGUAGCGUCUGCAGAUCUUUCAAUUCCUUCUUUAGUUGGUCGAUAGUAGCUUGAGACUUCUCUAGCUCGGCGGCUUUGGACGAGGCAGCAUCGGUUCCCUCUUUCUCCUUCUCCGUAAUCUUCGCCUGGAGCUCCGAGAUGGACUUUGUGGAGGCAUCGAGCUUGCCUUGAAGCUCCUUCAGCUCUUCCUGGCGCGCAGAAUUGGAUGCUGACUUUUCUGAAGAUUCACUGACUUGUCGCUCUAAUAACCGCACCGUCGUGGAAAGGCCCUUGUUUUUCUCUUUGAAGGCAUCCAAAUCUUUCUGGAGUACCACCACCUCGGAUUUCAAAGUCUCGACCUCAGUGGUCUUAGCUUGGAGCUCGGAUUGUAAUUGCGGGAUCUCCUCGUCGUAGGAGAAGAAGUCCUCAGACGCACCCUCGGGCUCGGUAGGCUUUUGCUUCGGGGAGAAGAUCUUGAGCACCGAUGAGACUGGCGACUUGACAUCUGCCGGAGCUUUCGAAUCGGUAGGUUUCGCUGCUUGGUCUUCAGGUUGUGGCUCCUCGGAAGGCUUAACCCCCUCGCUCGAUUUCAAAGCCUCAAGCUCGGCCUGUGCAUCAGUAGCUUCCCUCUCUGCCUCCUCAAACUUCUUCUUGUAGAGGUCGCGGUCCGACGUCACCCGCUUCAGCUCAUCCAUGACCAUAUCUCCCCUUAAGCUCAGCUGGUUUAGGUAUUCCACCAACGCCUCCGGCUCGCUGAUUGAAACUAACGGUGUAUUCUCCUUCAGUGUCUUCUCAAACGGCUCGAUUGACACGGCCCGCGCAUGAGCGAUGCGGUAUGAUCGGAGCAACUCUUGGUAUCGUGACUCUAGUUUGUCAAGUUUUCGUAGUUUCUGCAGCACCUCCACCGGUAGCUCAGUCGCUGCUGCUGUCGUGGCUGGUGAAGGCGUAGUCGGCUUGGGCACAGCCUCCGACUUCUCAUUCACCCCCUCGCCAUUGGCCACAGCCGCAGGUGCAGGACUGCUCUUUCCCGUCAUUGUAGUUCCCUUGGUGUCUGUGAUCAGCGGUGUCGCACUGGGUGUAGAUUCCGGCGUGCCCUCGUCGUCGUCAAUCACAAAGGCUGAUUCGAAUUCCGACGGGUCCGGGCCCCUUGCACCGUCACCGACGACCUUAGUCUUUUGCUUCGUCCGCUUCGUAGGGUCGGCCCUUGCAGAGUUCGACCUUGAUACUGUUCCUGAGCCCACAGUAGGUGUUCCUGCUGCUUUUGCCUUUGCUUGCUCCUCCGCUAUUCUCGAAUCAAUGGCGCCUUUAAGCCGCUGCGUGGCAGUUAGUAUCGCAUGGCUGUAUAGCCAGGUGUCCCAGGGCAACGCACUUGGAACAUUCCGACCUCUGUGAAAGCCAGUUCGCCAGUCCAACUCAACAACAGCGCAUUCUUCAGAGCCGCGCAAACAUCAAAGGCGAAUAUUUCAGAUGUGAACAAAACAUCAAUAUGAAGACGCGCGCGUGUUGCCAGAGGCUCCUUUAACAAGUGUAACUGCUUGGCUCCAGGCAACGAGGGGCACUUGGACCAGGGAGCUGCUACGGGUCAGCUUUUAGGCCUAUGAUGCAACCUUGAAAGUACCUAAAGUUACGUACAGCAGAGCAACUUGACAAUGGUCUGUCUUCUAUCGUAUCCACGCCAAAAAAGCAAUUGAACAACAACAAACUUCUGCGCUCUGUCAUGCCGACGAUGAAGCAGAGAAGCUGCUCGAAUCUUGCCGGCUCAUUCUCAUAAUGGUCUCACUAUGGCCUUGGAAGGGCGAAGAUGCCUCCCCAGCCUCGUUCGAGAAGACCUUGUCCGCGUUGUCCGAGAAGAUCACAAAGGCACAAUUGCAGCUGGACACCCUAAACCAGCACUCUCGCAGACGCAUAGCACUAUGGACUCUAUAUACCUCCUUCGCAUACAUCCUCUGCGUCAUAAUCCUCGCCCUCGUCGUCGGAUGGCGCAACUGGGGCGCCGCUGAGUACACCAGCGUCGCAGGCAGCCCUCUCAUCAUGUACCUCGUCCGCGCCGCCAUCUCCUCCUACUACACCUACCGCAUCUCCACCGCCACCCGCCGCCUCGAAGAAUACCAACUCGACCGCACCAAGACAAUCGACAAGCUCAAGACCGCCACAAAAUACAACUCCACCCAACAGCUCCUCGAGAAGUACGGCGGCGCCACCCCAGCCCCAAAGCCGAAGCUAAAACCCUCCACCGGCCCCGGCUCCUUCACACACGCCCAGCAGCACCGGUCCACCCGCAAACCAGCACGCACCAGCAUCCCCCCGCCCGCAACGGCGAAUAUCCAGCGCCCUGCCCCCCAACCCUCGACGCCACAGCAGCUGCCGCCACCGCGGCCACAGGCGGAGAUGUCACCACUCGCGCAGGCACUGCAGAAGCAGGUUCGCCAAUCCGCGCCCUCCACGCCAUUACAACAGCAACACAUCCCCUCGCAACCACGCGCGGAAUUCGCACCCAACGCCUUCAGUUCCCGUCCUGGCUUCGACAAUAGCAGCGGUGGCGGAGGAGGGGAAGGGCAAUGGUACGACCGCAUCCUAGACGUGCUGCUGGGAGAGGACGAGACGCAUCCCAAGAACCGGGUCGUGCUGCUGUGUGCGCACUGUAGACUUGUGAAUGGGCAGGCGCCGCCGGGGGUGAAGAGGGUGGAGGAGGUGGGGGAGUGGAGGUGUUUUAAUUGUGGGGGUGUGAAUGGGAAGGAUGAGGGGAAGAGGAUGGCGGAGGAGAUUAUGCGUGGGGAGGAGGGGGGGAGUGAUAAGGGGGCCGAGAGCGAGAAGGGGGAGGGAGAGGAAGAGGAGCAAAGGAGAAGAGAAAAGGAGGCGUGUGAGGAGGUGGAGGUGGAGGAGCAGAUUAAGGCUGGUUUGAAAGAGGGGGGAGAGAAGUGAUAUAUCGAUCUUUACAAAUUUCUUUUUUUUCCCACAUCACAGCUCGUCUGGCUUCUAUGCACCGCAUCGAUUUGAGUGACAUCUCAGCCGUGAUUCGUCUAAAGGCCAUCCGUUCACCCCUGACGCAUCCUCCAAACUCCUCCUACACUUCCCAUCUUACCGCUUUUAUAAACACACAUCAUCACGUCACCUCCCAAUCACAAACAACCAAACCGGCAUAUUUUACAUCCCAAUUCUCAAGUCUAUCUCAA
Messenger RNA from Pseudogymnoascus destructans, 4234 nucleotides. RefSeq lists its product as uncharacterized. Gene Ontology annotation, cellular component: endoplasmic reticulum tubular network. NCBI's taxonomy places the organism in Eukaryota, Fungi, Ascomycota, Leotiomycetes, Thelebolales, Thelebolaceae. The transcript has 3 exons. Gene Ontology annotation, biological process: endoplasmic reticulum tubular network organization. The coding region runs from base 2832 to 3983 and encodes 383 amino acids. The record is from RefSeq and is a predicted model, not a curated record.